Molecule: messenger RNA, 240 nt
Organism: Racocetra persica
Lineage: Eukaryota; Fungi; Glomeromycota; Glomeromycetes; Diversisporales; Gigasporaceae
Source: the annotation of a GenBank genome assembly
AAUGAGGAUACUAUCACUGUAUUUAAGUUUUUAAUGCCAGGAAUUAAGUUACCUAAACGCAAAGUUAUAGAUAGCAGAGUAUUAAUAAAAAGUGCAAAGUUAUUGCAAGAAAAUAUUAUUAAAAUUGCUAAGAAUGAUAUAGAUGAAGUAACUAUGACUUUUGACAGUUGGACUAAUAUAAAACAAGAACAUCUUUGGAAUAUAGUUUUCAUAACUACAGGUGAACAAUCUUUAAUAUAG